AUGUUGGCGUUCAAGAAUUUGGCCAAGUCCACGCUGGGGGAGCUGAAGGGCGCCCUUGUCGAGGCGGACGAUGACGAGGACGAGGAGGACGUCGACGAGGAGGACGGCGCCGACGCGCAGGAGCCCUGCCAGGAGUCGCCGAAUGGCCGGUCGGCCCCGCCAGUGGAGCCGCCGCGCGCCGGGAUCGCGCAGCGCACGGACACGGCUGGCGCCGCCACUGCGGCGGCGAGCGGCUGGCGCGCGCGGAGUGCCACGCCCGAGCGCGUCGCUCCCGGCGCGGCGGCGCCAGCGCAAUCCGCGGCAGCCUCGGACGGUGCUGCGUUGGCAGCGCCGGUCAGGAGCGAGCUCCCUUUGCCGCCGCCGAGCGCCAAGGAGGAUGCCGAGGAGGCGCCCGCGCUGCCGAGCGCCGCGGAGAUCCUGGCGGAGCUGGGCGGCGCUGCCGAGGGUGACGACAGGCCUGGGCUCUUGGCGUCCCUCGGCGAGCGGUACGAUGCCGUCCUCGCCGAGCGUUGUGCGCUGCAGGCGCGGCUCCGGGAUGCCCAGCGGUGGGAGCAGGCCGCCCGCCGGCUGGAGGAGGAGGUGGCGGCGUGGCAGGUGGCCCACCGGGCUGCCACCGCGCGCGUGGAGGAGCUGACCCUGCGGAACGCGGACCUGUCCGCGCGCGCCUGCGAGCUGGAGAAGAAGGGCGACGCGGCUGAGAAGCGGCGGCUGAUGGAGCGCCUGGCGGCCCGCGAGGCGGAGGCCCGCGCCGCCACCGAUGCGCUGCAGAAGCUGCAGAACGUGCUCGAGGACGCCGACGACGCCGCCAACCUUCGGGCGCUGGAGCGGCAGCUGAGGGAGGUGCGGCAGGUGGCCGCCAGUGCAGAGGAGGCACGCGCCGCGGAGGCGGCAAGCGCACAGGCGGCACGGGAUGCCGCCGCGGCGGCGGUGGCGCAGCAGCAGCCGCUGGCCACGAGGUGCGGCUUCCUGGAGCGAGAGCUGCGCGAGACCACGGCUGCGCUGGAGGUGCUGCUACAGGAGAAGAGCCGGCACCUGGACGAGAGGGAGCACUACGUGGACAGGCGGCUCGUCACGUCCAUGCUCGCGCUGUACCUCGACCACCUGGGCUCGGGCCAGCGCGGCCUGGCGGACCAGGUGCUGAAGCAGACCAUGCAGGUGCUCGGCGCCGACUCUGCUCAGGAGGAGAGGCAGCGCAUCAAGGAGGCAGCUGCCGCCGCGCAGGCGCGCCUGGCGGAGCCUCUGGGCGAUGCUUUCGUCGACUUCCUCACCAGAGAGGCCACGCCGACCAACGGCACGGCGAACGCCGCUGCGCUCGGCGCGGGCCUGUAG
Messenger RNA from Prorocentrum cordatum, 1329 nucleotides. The record is from the annotation of a GenBank genome assembly. NCBI's taxonomy places the organism in Eukaryota, Dinophyceae, Prorocentrales, Prorocentraceae.